Molecule: messenger RNA, 996 nt
Organism: Penicillium roqueforti
Lineage: Eukaryota; Fungi; Ascomycota; Eurotiomycetes; Eurotiales; Aspergillaceae
Exons: 2
Coding region: 1-996 (331 amino acids)
Source: RefSeq, a predicted model, not a curated record
AUGACCAGCGACCGAUCAGAACGAGCCGCAAAACCACAACCCCCAGGACCCCAAAACCACCUCUAUUUCGACUCCUGGCAGUCAGCCUCAACGGGUCACCAGCAUGCAGCCGACGGCGGCGGUUUCCUCGGUUCAACAUCAUGGCGAGAUGCGCGUUCGGCGAAAUUGACCAGGCAGUAUAAUAGUGGGGAUUGUCUUCCAGGACGGGGAAGGGGAUCGGGAUCGGGCCUUCGGAAUACAGAAACACGAGAGUCAACGCUUGUACCCGGGGUGUUCGAUGGGCAAUGCGCGCCGCACUCGCCGCCCAAAGUCCCUGCUUCCGGUGAGUGGGCUAUGGUAGCUGGGGAUGUGGCAAAGCGGAACGAACUCGGUGUUCGGGACAUCCGGUCGUUUAUGGGUGUUAGCAAGAGGAAGGUUGUGGAUGAGCCCGAGCAGCAUACCGAUGUGGAGACGAAGAGACUUAGGACUGUUGGAGGGAACCGGGGGUUGACUCCAGCUCGAGAUGCAAGGGAAAUGAAAAAGAGAGAAUCUCAAAUAGAUGGCAACCCCCAACCCGAGUCCCACUCUAGCGCCAGUCUUGAUUUAAAGUCGACUUCGCGUAUCUUCGCUGGUGUUACGGUAUUCAUCAAUGGCUCCACACUUCCUCGAAUUUCGGAGUACAAACUCAAACAUUUACUAGCGUCGAACGGGGCUAAGACUUCUAUUUACAUGGCCCGGAAGACGGUGACGCAUGUUCUUGUCGGACAGCCCAAUACUGGGGCUGGGAGUGGAAUGGAUGUAUCUGGUGCAGGGGGAGGCCUUGCGGCGGGCAAGCUCCAGCAGGAAAUUGCCCGUGGGGGGUGGAAAGGCGUGAAGGUUGUCAGUGUGGACUGGGCUCUCGAGAGUAUCAAAGCUGGGCGUCGUCUUGCCGAGUCCCGGUUCCCUAGUAUGCAUGUUGCCGCCAAGGGGCAGCGGAGUGUUGCUGGGAUGUUUGGUGCGCAGGAGCCGAAGAAGUGA